AUUUUGACGUUGUAAAUUUUUUUUUUUGUUCAGUCUACUUUUCAUAAAUAGGCUCUACAAAAAUUUUAGUAAACUUGUCGCCUAAAUUGCUUUUCUCUUUAUUCCCAUUAAUUUUAAUUCGGAUAAUAAUUUAGUAUAAAAUUAAAUAAAUUUAUAAUGAUUAAAUUAUUCUCAUUAAAACAACAAAAAAAGGAUGAUCAAAAUCCUAAAACUGGUCCACAAAAAAAGGCCUCAGCUGCUCAAUUAAGAAUACAAAAAGAUAUUAAUGAAUUAAAUUUACCUAAAACGUGCACAACAGAUUUUCCAGAUCCAGAUGAUCUUCUAAAUUUCAAAUUAGUUAUUUGUCCUGAUGAAGGAUUUUAUAAAGGCGGAAAAUUUGUAUUUAAUUUUCGUGUUGGGCCAAAUUAUCCGCAUGAACCACCUAAAGUAAAAUGUGAAACUCAAGUUUAUCAUCCAAAUAUUGAUUUGGAAGGAAAUGUUUGUUUAAAUAUUUUACGUGAAGAUUGGAAACCUGUAUUAACAAUAAAUUCUAUUGUAUAUGGAUUACAGUAUUUAUUCUUGGAACCAAAUCCAGAAGAUCCAUUGAAUAAAGAAGCAGCUGAUGUUUUGCAGACAAAUCGAAGAUUAUUUGAGCAUAAUGUUGCUAAAGCGAUGAGAGGAAAUUAUAUCGGCGAAACAUAUUUUGAAUAUUGUCUUAAGUGAUAUAUAAAAUCUAAAUUUACUCUUAGGUACUGUGUCUACUUAAUUAUAUUAACAACAUUGGGUGGACGAAUUUACAUAAAUUUAAUUUACAACUAAAGAUGAAAAAUUAAAAGAAAAAAGAAUUUACCUAUUUAAGAACGAAGUAAAAACAAUUUUGAAAGUGUAACAUCCAAAACCAAGAAAGAAGGCAAGUUAAAACAAAAAUUUUAACUAAAAAUAAUUUAAAUUUUAAAUACAAGAAAAGAAUUUAAAAUUAUAGAGAAAAAAAAACAGUUAAAGUACAUUAAAAUUACAAAAAAAAUUAUAUAUAUUUAAUAAAAAUAACUUUCUUAUUAAUAAAAAAAAACAAAA
This is a messenger RNA of Condylostylus longicornis, 1053 nucleotides long. It is a transcript of the gene UbcE2M, whose product is annotated as NEDD8-conjugating enzyme Ubc12. Lineage: Eukaryota; Metazoa; Arthropoda; Insecta; Diptera; Dolichopodidae. The record is from RefSeq and is a predicted model, not a curated record. The coding region runs from base 157 to 702 and encodes 181 amino acids. The transcript has 3 exons.